Molecule: messenger RNA, 3017 nt
Organism: Meloidogyne enterolobii
Lineage: Eukaryota; Metazoa; Nematoda; Chromadorea; Rhabditida; Meloidogynidae
Source: the annotation of a GenBank genome assembly
UUUCUAAUCCCAUUUUUUUGUCAUUUUUACGUUUAAACCCCCCUUCUCUACUUACGUUUCUACCAACUACACUUAUACUCUUCUAUCUAUCACAAAACUUAUUCCCCUAAUUCAUUCAUCUCACUCAUCAUAUUCACUUUUUUUAAAAAAACUUGAUUAUACUGCUACCGAAUAUUCUUUAUUUUGCGAAUGGCAAAUAAUAUAAUGAUUACGUUUGUCCCCUUAAAAAGAUUUUAAAGAAUUUUCAUAACUUAAUCCUUUUAUGUAUUUUCUCUCUAAUUUUUAGUUCUUUAAGAUGUGUAUUAAACUUUGAACUCUUUAUCUUUAUUAAAUAUUUAGAAACUGUACAAAUACUCCUUCACAUUUUUUCUUUACUUAAUUUUAUCUCUCUAAUUUUAUCUUAAAAUUGCGCAAUAUUUUUUUCCGGAAAGUAUAUUUUAUUUUUAUUUCUAUGUAUAAGUUCCGGAAUAUUUUUUAUAUUAAUCUCUAGUUGUAUCUCUGAAUUUUGCAGUCUUUUUUCCGGAAAGUUUAUAUUCUGCAUGUUUUUCCGGAAAGUAUAUUUUGUUAUUUUCUUUUUUCUUUAGGUUCCUUUUUUCUUUAGGUUCUUCCAGAAGUAUAUUCUCUAUUUAUGUAUAUUUUUGUAGAUUCCGGAAUAUUUCUAUAUUAAUCUCUAAUUGUAUCUCAGAAUUGUACAAUGUUUUCCGGGAACAUUAUAUUCCAUUUAUAAGCUCUGGAAAACUUUAUUUCCUUUAUAUAAAUUUGCCAAAAUUAAACUUAUUAAAUAAUUUUUUAAAUUUUCUUUUUUAAGGUUCUUCAUCCAAAAAAGCCUUCAAAAAAUCAAAAUUGUCUUUCAUUGAAAUAUUUUUCUACUUAAAAAAUAUUAUUUUUCUUCUUGCUUUCUACGGGCUUUAAGCCAAUUUAAUUUAUUAAAAAUAUGGCGCCAGAUAUGUUCCCGGUGCGUGUACUUGUUGAAACUGUUCGAUCACAACAUUGUAUUGGAUGUGCUCAUGAUGGAAAUCCUUUGGUUGACACAUUUGCAGUAGUUGGUGGACAAACAAUGCUUUCUCAAUUAGUUGAAACGGUGCUAGCUGCUUUGGGAUUACCUCAAUUAAUACAGGAUUCGAAAGGUCUCAUACAAAUUAACGGUUGGAAGCCUAUAUCUUUUGAGGCGAUAACAGAUAAUCCUGAAGAGUUGGUAUCAAAUUUAUUUCGUGAAAUUUCAACACAUAUGACACUUAAAAUAUUGGCUAAACAUUCACAAUCCGAAUCGAAUGGUCAGUGCCUUACAGAAUUAAAACAGAGACUUCUCAAAACUGCUAUAGAACAGCAACCACGUAUUUUGACCACAUCAAAUGGACAGGAAGUUAAGGAAAUUCUUCAAAACGUCAUACAAAACGACCAACAAUGUUCUGCUUGGUCUAACCGUGAACAAAUGCAAGCAGUUAAUGAAUGGCUAGAACAGAUGGCUACACAACAAGACGAAAAUAAUAAAAAGAGUUCAAAUUAUGGAACUCGUUUUAGUCCAUUGAGUGAAAUGCCUCGUUUGGAACGUUGGUUUCGCUCAGAUUCAAAUCCUUCAAGACAAAAAUUAAUUAAUUAUAUGAAUAUUUUAAAUUCUUCCCAAUAUCGCCGUGCAAACAAUAAAGUAACUUAUCAACAAAUUUGUAAUUGGUUUGCGAAUCAAAGGAGAACAAUGCAACGUUUAGCAGCACAACAACAACAAGCUCAAGCAGUACAAGCAACACAACAAUCACAAUUGCAGCAACAACAAAGACAAUCGUGUUCUUCAAAUUCGUCUUCGUCUGGAACUGCUGUAAAUGGAAUUGUUGGUAAUGGAGGAAGUGGACCUUUAGCUAUAUUACCUUUAAAUGCUACUGGUGUUGUGAAUAAUAAUAAUAUUGCUGCUGUUGAAAAUCAAGUCCAAGAACAAUCACAACAAAACCAGUCUUGUUCUUCCGCUUCUUCUCCAGGAGUUGUUGUAAAUGUUGGAAGUAAUGGUGGAGGAAUUCAUUCAAUGAAUAAUCAACCUUUGACUACUUUAAUGACUUCAAAUGCUGUUUCUAAUGUUGGAAGUGGGGGAGGAGGAGGAAAUAUUGAAAAUCAGACUUCACUUAAUCAUCAACAUCAUCAAAAUUUAACAAAUAACAAUUCCAACACCAAUUUAUUUUAUUCAUUAGCCUCAGCAUUAGCAACAGGUAAUAUGGAUACAGCAAUUCAUUUACAACAAAAAAUGGCUUCACUUUUUGCUUCUGGAUUAAAUAAUUCAAAUAAUUGUGAAGGAAAAUCUGUGGAAAAUGACGAGAAUAAUGUACAUAUUCCUUUAGCAAAUGGCCCUCCAAUUGUGGAUAUUCGUUCAAAAUUUGUUGAUAAUAAUGGAAAUAAUUCUAUGGAUUUUUCUCACCAACAAUCUUGUUCUUCUACAAAUGAUUCUAAUAAUAACAACAAUUUUUCUUCUGCUUAUUCAUUAUCUGCGGCAAACAACAUGGCUAAUAAUAAUACAGCAACAGCUUUAAUUAAUAAUGUUGGUUCUUCACCUUCAUAUUCUUCUAUUUCACCAAUAAAAUUAGAAUCUGGAUUACUCAAUUUUAAAUUAGAAAAUGAAUUUUCUUCUCCACCCCCACAACAACAAAAUAUUGACGGACAAAACAAUGUUGGGGCAAAUGGUGGGAAUGGUAAUUCUGCUAAUCAAUCAAGAUCGAGAUUAAUGUUUGAUCCGUUGAGUGAAUUGCCAAUUCUUGAACGCUGGUUUGAUGAUAAUCCACAUCCAGGAUGGUUACAAAUUGAACAGUACACUGACUAUUUAAAUUCAAUGACUUAUCGACAAAAUUAUCCACCAGUUUCUACACAUAAUGUAAAAAUUUGGUUUAAAAAUAGACGUGCUAAAACUAAAAGGUUUUUCUUAAAAAAAAAUUUUUUUUAAUUGGAUAGCAAUUCGAUAUCCUUUUGGGAUUUUUUGUGGUAGAGUCUUCGGGUCGGGGUUUCUUGCCAAAGAAAAAUCGUCGGGGUUUCGUGAGCCG